This is a messenger RNA of Lycium barbarum (goji berry), 2052 nucleotides long. Its product is annotated as cytochrome b561 and DOMON domain-containing protein At3g25290-like. The transcript is spliced from 4 exons. The coding region runs from base 14 to 1228 and encodes 404 amino acids. NCBI's taxonomy places the organism in Eukaryota, Viridiplantae, Streptophyta, Magnoliopsida, Solanales, Solanaceae. The record is from RefSeq and is a predicted model, not a curated record.
UAAGCUAAACAAUAUGAUAGAAAUGUCACCACCAUCUUGCUCUUUCAUAUUUGGAGUUGUUCUCUUGUUUUUAUCAGUAUUUUCAUUUACAAAUAUUCAUGCUCAUCAUUGCACUGAAGGAUUCUUGUCAGAAGCGAACCAGAGAAAUCUAACUAUAACAUUUUGCAAGCGAUAUAAAGAAAGCAAUGCAGUCGAAAUAGCGAUGGAUCUACGCGAAAAGUCUCGAAGACUUGACGUAAUGGUGGGAGCUAAGUUAAAGGAAAAAACGGGGUGGCUAGCCUGGGGUUUGAACCCUGGUUCAGAAGCUAGAAUGGUUGGGACACAAGCUCUCAUAGGUAUCAAGAACAUGAAUGGGGAAUUACUUUGGGAUAAAUACAACAUCACAAGGUUUACCAAGAUAGGUUGUCAACUCUUGCCUUCUGCCAUUGACUUGAUCAUAAGCAAUUCCAGUUUCAAUUUCAGUUACAUUGAACAUCUUCAGUAUUAUGUCAUACAAGCAACUAUUGUUCUUCCACUGAAAUAUGAUGUGUCGAGAUUAAAUCAUGUGUGGCAAGUUGGAGUUGAUGUGGCAGAAGGAAAGGAACCAAAGAUGCAUCCUAAAGAACUAAGGAAUUAUGAUAGCACUGAGACAAUUAACUUGAGGAUUGGCAAAGGUCGAGGCAAUAGAGUUCAUGCAUCUUCUCGAAUAAGAAAAGUUCAUGGGAUAUUAAAUAUUAUUGGGUGGGGUACAUUGCUACCUAUUGGUGUGAUCAUAGCAAGGAAUUUCAAAGAGUUUCCAUUACGUUGUCCGAGUUGGGAAAAAUAUCAUAUUAUAUGCCAAAGUGUUGGAUACAUUGUGGGUUCAACUGGCUGGGCUGUUGGAAUAUGGCUUGGUAGAACAUCCAAAUAUUACUCCUUUUCCACACAUGGAACUUUUGGCAUCUUCAUUUUCACUUUUGCAACCCUACAAAUGCUGGUUUUCAUAUCAUUUAAACCGGGCGUUCGUGCCGAAUUUCGUACGUAUAGGAACAUGUUCCAUCAUGUUGUUGGAUAUUCAUUACUCGUUGUGAGUAGUAUCAACAUAUAUAAAGGGAUAAGCAUAAUGCAGCCGGAUGAUCCGCACUUGCUACCUAUUUAUUUCGGAAUAGCUGGUUGCCUGGCUUUCAUCUUUCUAGUCUUUGAAAUUGUAUCUUGGUACAGAUUUUUGCGUGUAAAGUUUGAUCUUGGGAUUCUAUGUGAAAAGAACUAACCAAACACGGAAGCAAAUUCAAGAAAAUCUUCAAGAGAAGAUGGCAAAGUUCAGCCUAGCGAUACACCUAAAAACAACUAAGAGACACCAAUACAGAAGCAACAAGGCAGUUGCUGCCGUUUAUGGUAUAGUACGUGUUUGCAGGGUCGGAGGUAGAGGGGUGCAAGGGCGUUCAAUUGAACACCCUUCGUUGGAAUAUUAUACUACUAUAUAAAUAGGUUAAAAAUAAUAUUUUUUCCAUUUAUAAAAGUUGUUGAAUCCUUUUAAUGUAAGAAUACUUUUUUUGAAUCCCUUUGUUUAAUUCUUGGCUCCGCCACUGUGUGUUGGACCAUUUACUCGUUUCCUUCUGUUUUGGCUCGAUUCUAUUCUGUUUUGUCCUAUUGUAAGUUUCUGUUUGGAGCCUUUUUUUUUUUUUUUUUACAUCUUUUGGUGUGGUAGAAUGCAUAUUUUCUUGGCAAAGUCUUCUAUCUAUAUAUUCUGCAGGUGAUGUAAUUAUUUUUUGGACUAAAAGCUUAUCCAAAAAAUAAUUAUCUGAAGAGUAGUGUCAUAAUCCAAAAUCUCCCAAAAUGACUCUCAUCGUAGCUUUAGAUUGGUAUAGGGGAUACCAACCAAAAAAAAAAAAAAAAACCAAUAAUUAGGACGCUCUCUUCUCUCUCCUCUCCCAUGCAAACCCUAACCCUAACGUAGUCACAUGGUGGCACCACCUACUGGCCAGCCGUCAACGGCGGUUGGCCAGCCUUUGGAUAUCGCAUUAUCAUCAAACUUCCCACCUCUACCAUCAAUGACACUCCCCGCUAACAACCCUACUCACCCACUUCCUACUA